Castor canadensis (American beaver) is the source of this 1070-nucleotide messenger RNA. It is a transcript of the gene Nsun3, whose product is annotated as NOP2/Sun RNA methyltransferase 3. The record is from RefSeq and is a predicted model, not a curated record. Gene Ontology annotation, molecular function: RNA methyltransferase activity. Gene Ontology annotation, biological process: rRNA methylation. Gene Ontology annotation, cellular component: mitochondrial large ribosomal subunit. Lineage: Eukaryota; Metazoa; Chordata; Mammalia; Rodentia; Castoridae.
CCACACUUGUGGUGUAGAAGUCGCGUUCGGAAGCAGCUAGCAGUAUGAUGUCGGCUCGGCUGAAAGCAAAAUCAGAGGGGAAGCUUGCAAAACAGAUUUGCGAAGUUGUGUUGGAUCAUUUUGAAAAACAGUAUUCCAGAGAACUCGGAGAUUCCUGGAGUACAGUAAGGGAUGUACUCAUCUCUCCAUCCCUAUGGCAAUAUGCUAUCCUCCUCAACCGAUUCAAUUAUCCUUUUGAGCUGGAAAAGGAUUUGCAUUUGAAGGGCUAUCAUACACUCUUCCAAGGAUCUUUAUCCUAUUAUCCUAAGUCAAUGAAGUGUUACCUCAGCAGAACUACUGACCAAUUGCCUUCAGAAAGACACCAAAUUGGGAACUUGAAAAAAUACUACCUCCUAAAUGCUGCUUCUCUUCUCCCAGUACUGGCUCUAGAAUUAAGGGAUGGGGAGAAGGUUCUGGACAUGUGUGCUGCUCCUGGAGGCAAAUCGAUAGCUCUGUUGCAAUGUGCUUGUCCAGGUUAUCUUCACUGUAAUGAAUACGAUCGUCUGAGACUGAGAUGGCUGAGACAGACACUGGAAUCUUUUAUCCCACAACCUUUAGUAAAUAUAAUUAAAGUGUCUGAAUUGGAUGGCAGAGGAAUGGGAGAUGCCCAGCCUGAAACAUUUGACAAGGUGUUAGUUGAUGCUCCAUGUUCAAAUGAUCGAAGUUGGUUGUUCUCUUCUGAUUCUCAGAAGGCAGCCUGUAGGAUUCAGCACAGGAGGAAUUUGCCUUUUCUACAGGUAGAACUCUUAAGGUCUGCAAUUAAAGCCUUACGUCCUGGAGGGCUACUUGUGUACUCUACAUGCACACUUUCCAAGGCAGAAAAUCAAGAUGUGAUUAGUGAAAUUUUAAAUUCCUACAGUAACAUUGUGCCUGUGGACAUUAGGGGAAUAGCGAGAACUUGCUCCCAAGACUUCACAUUUGCUCCAACUGACCAGGAAUGUGAGCUCUUAGUCAUUCCCAAUAAGGGCAAAGCCUGGGGCCCAAUGUAUGUAGCCAAACUGAAAAAAUCUUGGAGUACGGGAAAAUGGUGA